AUGGUGGCAACCAACUUCUUAUCUGUCCUCUAUCUCGUUGCAUACGCUUCUGCGUUGCCCAAGAUUCCCCUUUCAAAACGCAAGGACAUUUUAGCGGAAAGCAAACGAAAUGGUGUUCUACAAAAUAUCGAGGCUUUCAAAAUGCAGAUUGCGAAGACCAAAAGUAAGAUCGCUGCUGGUCUUGUAGCUGUCGAGAAGAAUACCGGCCGUGUCCAUCCAGCAGUUUCAGGCUUCCGAGGCACCUUCACACCAACGGACAACAAUCCUGCUCCUGAAAAAAUCACCUCGUUGACGGGAAGAGCCAUCGUCCCCGAACCUUUAACAGAUUCUGAAGAGGAUCUCUGGUUUGGCACCAUCACUGUUGGAUCCCCACCGCAGACCUUCACAGUCGAUUUCGAUACGGGGAGCUCAGACACAUUCUUGCCAGCUGUAGGGUGUGAUUCAACUUGCGACGGCCACACUCUUUUCAAUACCGCUAAAAGCUCGACUGCUGUUAAUACUACCGACCCAUUUUUCCUGCAAUUUGGUGCCGGAAACGCCACUGGAUUUGUAUUUUCCGACACUGUGAAAGUCGCUGGUGUAACCGCAACUGGCCAAGCCGUCGGUGCUUCAAAUCACUAUUCUGUCGAGUUCGAAGCCGCAAAUUUCCCUCCUGAUGGUCUCGUUGGCAUGGCUUUCCCCGCGCUCUCAGUCUUUGGUGCCAACCCUCUUUUCACAACGCUGGUCAAUCAGGGUCAAGUCCCGUCAGCUUUUGGGGUCAAGCUCGCAGAUUCUGGCUCCGAGUUACGACUGGGCGGUGUCAAUACUGCUCUAUUUACUGGUGCUUUCCGGAACGUUUCCUUGAUCGAAGAGGACUUCUAUGCCCUCAAUUUGCAAGCCCUAGACGUCAGCAGCAGAACGGUGGCUACUGCUAAUGGCGUCACUGCCAUUGUCGAUACCGGAACCACUCUCCUCAUUGGUGACCCACAAGGUGUCGAGAUUUUGUACAGCGCUAUCCCCGGCGCCAAGGAUGCUUCUGCGAUCCUCGGGCCUGGUUUCUUCACCGUACCUUGCAACCGCAUCCCCACCGUCGGAGUCACGCUUGGGAAUCAAAUUUUCAAUGUGGCGCCAGCCAUCUUCAACCUCGGCGUGUUGCAGGGAAAUGAUUGUGUUGGGGGCGUCGUCUCUUCUGACGGCAUUCCAUUCUGGGUUCUUGGCGAUAUUUUCCUGCGCAACUUCUACACUGUGUUUGAUCAGGGUAAAGCGCGGGUGGGAUUUGCCACCCUCCGGUGA
This is a messenger RNA of Mycena indigotica, 1272 nucleotides long. Its product is annotated as Acid protease. The record is from RefSeq and is a predicted model, not a curated record. Gene Ontology annotation, molecular function: aspartic-type endopeptidase activity. Lineage: Eukaryota; Fungi; Basidiomycota; Agaricomycetes; Agaricales; Mycenaceae. The transcript has 11 exons. The coding region runs from base 1 to 1272 and encodes 423 amino acids. Gene Ontology annotation, biological process: proteolysis.